This is a messenger RNA of Exophiala spinifera, 1635 nucleotides long. RefSeq lists its product as uncharacterized. The transcript is spliced from 2 exons. Bases 1 to 1635 code for a protein of 544 amino acids. The record is from RefSeq and is a predicted model, not a curated record. NCBI's taxonomy places the organism in Eukaryota, Fungi, Ascomycota, Eurotiomycetes, Chaetothyriales, Herpotrichiellaceae.
AUGCCUCAGCCCUCCACCUUCCCUUCUCAUGAACGCGAUACUCAGCCUGUUCAUUGCGCGAUUACUCCUCCAAUCACCCCAGAUGCUCUCUUGAUGAAAAGACAGAGAUCCGGCGUCAUCGAGAACCCCUUUGUCAAGCCACAAAAUCGGUCUUGGGAGAUCUCGCCUCCAGCCUCGCUCACCAGAUCCGUUUCGCCGCCGCCGACCAAUCCUCGUCGACAGAGCAAAUAUGCUCCGAAUGCGAUUCGCCAAAAGUCUGAUACUGCCGCAGUUGAAGCCGGUGAAGUCGAGAUCAAAGACCAUGUCUCAUUCUUCUCGUCCAAGCUCCUGGCUGCUCGGCGACCUCACGUCCCGGGACAGCCUCGAUUGCCACACCAAGAAUGGCUGAAUCUCUAUCAGAGAAACUUGAACGACAGAGGCCAUCAUUUUGUUGUCCACCAACAUGAUCACCCUGUUGCUGGCACUCAUUAUGACCUCCGACUACAAUGUAAUGCCACGAGCUCUAUCAGUUUUGCCAUCAUGUAUGGCUUACCAGGAGACCCCAACAGCAGGAAGCUGAAUCGCAAUGCGACAGAGACCAGAGUUCAUAAUUUGUGGAACCAUCUCAUUGAGACAGCCUCUUACGAAACCGGAACAAUGCUCCUUUGGGAUACAGGGGAAUUUGAGAUCCUACCAUCGCCGUUACCCGAUGCCAACAACGACAGCGACCCUGAAUCAAACUCCAUGUCCGAGCCCGACUUGCCAACUAGCCGCGAGUCCGAACCAGAAAAACUACAGCGUGCCUUUCAGAAUCGCAAGAUCCGGCUCCGGCUCCAUGGUUCUCGGCUACCAAAGAACUAUACACUCAAUUUGCGCCUGACGCAUGAAAAUAACCGGCUUGCGCAGCCCUCUCCGCCAGCAUACAAACGUCGGAGGAAAUCCCACCAAGCAAUUGCGGCGUCCCGACGUCAGAACCAUGCCGAAACGUCAGAGUCGGACACAGAUUCCCCAUCGGAACCGAGCCGGGCAUCGACGCACGACCAAUCAAGCCAAAGUUCCCUCGAGAAGAACUUGCUUCAGCAGAAGCACGCUCCCAAGCUCAAACGCAACGUCUCGUCGCUGCUACGCAAAGCAUCCCCUCCGCCGCCUCUAUUGUCACGCAGGCCUGCUGAUUUAAGCGGUAUGCCUUCUUCUUCCUCCUUUGAACACCACGGGCCCCCGCCGCAAGUGCGAAACCUGAACAGAGAUGGCGAACCAAAGAUCAAAUCGACUGUGGCAAAAGUACACCAACCAGACGACGUGACGAAGCCAUCCAAGUCAAGAGAUGACGAGGAUGACCUCAUCCGCCUAUACAACGCCUAUCCCGGCGCCACGAACAGCAUCAACUCCAUCCACCAGCGUAAAUGGUUUCUUUCUCUCGACCGCGAAGCAUGUGGUUUUCGCCCGACCAAUCGUAUCGAAUUUGGCCGACGGGUCUGGGAAAGACCACGUCUCGACGACGCGAGUGGGACUCUAGGCGGCUUCGCUCCAUUCUACGUUCGCGGUCGAGAUGUCGAAGCCAGUAUCCUGACGGGCCGCUUGGCCAAUGAUGUUGCGAGUGACGAGGGAUUGGUCGCGUAUAAGCCUAGAGGCGGAUGGAGGGCUGUGACUGACUAG